Messenger RNA from Odocoileus virginianus texanus, 4233 nucleotides. NCBI's taxonomy places the organism in Eukaryota, Metazoa, Chordata, Mammalia, Artiodactyla, Cervidae. The record is from RefSeq and is a predicted model, not a curated record.
AUGAGACAGGAGGAGGUGGCUGUGAAUAGCCUCUUAGUGUAUCACACACCUGAGACCUUCCCCAAACGCUGCAGAGGAAUUAUUCAGGCCAGCCAGCCACGAGGCAUGGUGUUUUUUCAGAAAUGUUUACGGCUGGCCCGCGUGGGACUGGAACCCUCGCCCCGGAGUGAAGCCUGGAGAAGGCCGCCCAAGGUGGCGUGUGUGCGCCGAGGUGGGCGGGGAGAGGCCCCCGGCUGCGCGGGCCGCCGGCUCCCCCGCCUGUGCGUGGACCACGUGCAGGAGGGGCGCUUGGGGGCCCCGGGCGCGCAGCNGGACUACGGAGACGGGCCCGACUCCUCGGACGCCGAGCCGGACAGCGGGGCGGAGGAGGGAGUUCUGGACUUUAGCGACCCCUUCAGCACGGAGGUGAAGCCGAGGAUCCUGCUCAUGGGCCUGAGAAGGAGCGGCAAGUCAUCCAUCCAGAAAGUCGUCUUUCAUAAAAUGUCUCCCAAUGAAACUCUGUUCUUGGAGAGCACGAACAAGAUCUGCCGAGAGGACGUUUCCAACAGCUCCUUUGUUAAUUUUCAGAUAUGGGACUUCCCAGGACAGAUUGACUUUUUUGACCCCACCUUUGACUAUGAGAUGAUCUUCCGAGGGACUGGAGCACUGAUAUUUGUAAUAGACUCCCAGGACGACUACAUGGAGGCCUUGGCCAGGCUCCACCUCACCGUGACCAGGGCCUACAAAGUCAACACCGACAUCAACUUCGAGGUGUUCAUCCACAAAGUGGAUGGCCUGUCAGAUGACCACAAAAUUGAAACCCAGAGGGACAUCCACCAGAGGGCCAAUGAUGACCUUGCAGACGCCGGGCUAGAAAAAAUUCACCUCAGCUUUUAUCUGACAAGCAUAUAUGACCAUUCAAUAUUUGAAGCUUUUAGCAAAGUGGUUCAGAAACUGAUUCCACAACUUCCCACCCUGGAGAAUUUGCUAAACAUCUUUAUCUCAAAUUCUGGAAUUGAAAAGGCGUUUCUCUUUGAUGUGGUCAGUAAGAUUUAUAUUGCAACAGAUAGUACCCCUGUGGAUAUGCAAACGUACGAGCUCUGCUGUGACAUGAUCGAUGUGGUCAUUGAUAUUUCAUGUAUUUAUGGCCUCAAAGAAGAUGGAGCAGGAACCCCCUAUGACAAGGAAUCAACAGCCAUUAUAAAGCUGAAUAAUACAACAGUUCUCUAUUUAAAAGAGGUGACAAAGUUCCUGGCUCUUGUGUGCUUUGUCAGAGAGGAAAGCUUUGAGAGAAAAGGUAAUNAACAUUUUUGUUUUCUUCUCGGGUUGAUUGACUAUAAUUUUCAUUGCUUCCGGAAGGCGAUCCAUGAAGUGUUUGAGGUGAGAAUGAAAGUAGUGAAAUCGCGAAAGGUUCAGAAUCGGCUGCAGAAGAAGAAAGGAGCCACCCCCAACGGGACGCCUAGGGUGCUGCUGUAGGUGAGAUUUCAGGAACAUCUUUUGAAAUCAGACGUUUCAAUGAAGCUGCUGCCCUGUGUUGCACUAAAGGAAGAGGAGGAAGGAGAUGGGGACACAAGACAUACGUUUGCUGUAAAAAAAAAAAAAUCCUGCCACCCUUUCUUUUAAUCUUCUCUUUUUUAAAUAAAGUAAGCACUUUGAAGCAAAAACUUGUAUAUUAACAAUGAAGUGAAAUCUACUGUAACUUCAUUACACAAAUGUAAACUUUUAUGGUCUGUAGUCAGAAAAAAUCCUGUGUGCGUACUGCCAGGAACUGUAUAUAUUUUGCACUUUUUCAUGUUUUCUUUUUCUCAUGGAACUAAACUUUGAUAAAACAACUUUUCUAAGCUUUGUUCUGUCCUUGGUGUCUAGGACAUGCAUACUGAGUCCGUAUCUAUGGGGCAAACGGAAAUUAAUCAAAAAAUGAUGCAUUAGCAAUGACUUUUUUAAGCAUGGGAAUCUUUGCUACCAGUUGUUGAGAAAAAUCAUUUUUCCAUGGAGGAACAGCUUGGGGCGGCAAGCUCCAGGAGCAAUAAGACCUGUCCCCUGUUUAUAACGGAUAUAAAUAGAAGUUUUAUAGAAUAACAUUAGCACCAAACUUAUCUAAACAUUUCUAUAACUGUGAGAGCGCUUCCCUACGUGACAGUUUUUUAUAAAACUCUUUACCUCAAUAGACAUGUCUAAAACCACUUUAUACAGAGAGGUUCUUUCUUUCUGCUGUGUUAUUGCUGUCGUUUGGGACCAUAUUUCCAAAAUGGUGCCAAUCACUGGAGAGAAAUGGGAAUGUCGCUGAAUUGCAGGGUUUCCGAAGGCUUUUCUGUACCUGCCACCCAGGCUAAAGUAAUCUCAGAAGCUACAUGGUUUCCCAAAUGGAAGUGACUGGCAUUUGCAGAUUUAAAAAUAUAUCCAACUUAAAAAUAUGUACAAUUUUUCGCCUCUGUGGGAUGGGCCUCUUGCCAUGCAAGAAUCCAAAUGUUUAUUUAGGACCAGUUUCUUUCUUUCUCUUUUUUACGUUGUUCCACAACCACAGGCAGCAUUUCAGUUCUCGGCCAGAGAACUGAAUCCUAGCGGGCACAUCCGUCACCUCUGAGUCUCCUCAGCUGUGACAGGGUGCCUCAUGGACUCUGCUUGUCCCCACCUUGCGACUGAGCCAGGGCUCGGCUCGCCAGCAGCGUGCUCUGCGUGGCUGAAAAAGCCGUCCUGGAAACCGCUACAGGGCAGUGGGCGAGGAUGACCAGAGGAGGCAUUGUAGUUAGCUAUGUCUGUUUCUAUGAGAUUCUUCCUCCUGUGUGUACUUUAGACCAACAGCACGUGAAGAGAUUCUAAAUCUACCCCCAUCCCAAACCAUUCCAAGUAGAUAAUUCUAGUCUAUCCCAAGGCUCAGUGCCCUAAAGCAUGUUGGCAGGUAUUAGAAAAUAUUCAUAUGUAUAUAUUUUUAGCAGAGCCUCGUAGGGAUAGCAAUGCUGAUGCUAGCAAAAAUGGAUAGUUCCUAAAGCAACUUUUCCUCGAGACCGUCUGUGGCUUCUUUUCUAUCCUCUCCUCGUCCAUUCUUCCCAAGUCCUAUUCCUUUGAGGCUGGAAACUGCAAUUUGAGGUGGUAGCUGAUUUGAGGUUUGAGCCCUCCCAAGGAUCUGCGCAUUUUGGAAGGAAAUUUGUAAAAAUCAUGAAGGUGCCCAAACUCCCUCAUGAUUCCUGCUCAGAAGCGCUGUGUAGGAUCCCAGGGCUCCAGGGAAGUCUUUUUCCUCAUUUCCAAACCUAUAACCAACACGGUACCUGGAGGCUAUUCUUACAAAUCUAAUUCUUUAAUAUUUUUUACACAGUGUUUCUUUCUGAAUGUGCAAAUACAGAAUCACUUUUCUAAAACAACUUUAUCCUCAAGAUAGAGACAUUUGCCUAACUGGUAAAUCACAGGUUACUUAGGUAUAUAUGUUAUUGUAACUAGGUGGAGCUUCCAUUUUUAAGCUGGGUAUAUGAUGGGUUUUGUUAAAAUGUGCCUUAAAUGCCUACUACUUCAAGAGCAAAUGAUUCUUUGGGGGAAAGGCAAAGUUAAUGCUAUGGCAUCAGACCCAAGUUCAUGGUAGUAAGUACACUCUUUAAUUAACGACACUGAUAUAUAGACUACUGCCUCAAAGCCGUCAGCAUGGCGAUGACCUCUUGGUUAAAGAAAAUGUCGGAGUUACGGCUAAGCAUUCAGUUUCUGGAGUCUGUGCUAUUGGAAUCACAAAAUCUCUUCAGUUUCUUUUUCACUUGUUUUUGAUAUGGGACUUAGCUUUCUUGUGUGUGGUCACUUUCAUGUCUCAAAUCCACCACUAUAAAUACAUAUAAGUAUACAAAAUAAUGUGUAAAUAUGAAGCUCAAAUACAUGGCUAUGGUGACUGCUCUGGAAUAUUUCUGAUCAUUUUCAAAGGUUGAGAACUUGACCUAGAGGUUUUCAGCUCAAUUAGAACUUAUAUGUGGGGGUGAGACUCUGAAUUAUCAUCUUUGUUUAGUUUCAGUAAUACAGAUUAGCGUAUGUGGCCAGAGUGGCAUAUUUCUUUUCUUUUUCAGAGUGGCAUAUUUCUGAUGGAAUAGACAUUAAAAACUGGUUGACAUUCACAGACAGUACUAUUUUGUGAACAUAAUAUAUUUUGGACCCUUAACUAUAAAAUGAAUAAAAACACAGCAAUAUUGUUAUGUACGGGUUAUAUGGGAACUCUGUUUGAAAUAUAUUCAAGAAAAAUAGCUGAAUUGUCUUGAUUAUUAAAGUAUGGUAUGCAUUCAA